AUGAGGACCUCACGAUGCACUACCAGCAUCAACUGGCUUUACGAAUUGGCAGCCAACACAUCUCGCCACCAGUUCUCGUUCUUCUCCACCUCACCGCCUCAUAGGGCCAAGAACCAGCUAUAUACUUCUGUGCGCAGGCCCGACGACUUCCACACCUACCUGCUGCUUUCCUCGUCAUCCCGCGUCCCUCUCUUCACCUUGUGGACCACCUCAUGGUGCUCGACCUGUCGGGUCGUCGCCCCUCUCCUGCAGUCCCUCAUCGAGGAGGGCGUGGGCGAGGCUGAGGGCGGUGUCGCCUAUUGCCCCGUCGAGUACGACGCUCCGGACAUCAUGAGCCAAGGCCUCGGAAUGACGUAUAUGAUCACCUCGAUUCCGACCUUGCUUAGUUUUGAUGCCCAAGAGGCACAGGUGCAGACCAAGGUGCACGAUGCUCGCAAGCUGACGGACCGCCGCUUCCUCGAGGACUGGAUUCGCAACGAGGCCCGCCGCCAGGGCAAUCGCGGAGGUGGAGGAGGUGGUGGUCCCUCUGGAGGCUCGACUGGCAUCUUGGGAGGUUUGUUCGGCAGUUUGAACUGA
Messenger RNA from Sodiomyces alkalinus F11, 576 nucleotides. RefSeq lists its product as hypothetical. The record is from RefSeq and is a predicted model, not a curated record. NCBI's taxonomy places the organism in Eukaryota, Fungi, Ascomycota, Sordariomycetes, Glomerellales, Plectosphaerellaceae. The transcript is spliced from 3 exons. Bases 1 to 576 code for a protein of 191 amino acids.